CGACGCUAAAGUUAGAGCCCCUGCAGCAUCCGCGCGCGCCUCGCCACCGUCGCACCGGCAUCUUCGGUCAGCAAGGAGAUCAAGGAGCAUGAGCAGGACUCUGUGCGGCAGGAGCAGAUGUCAGGGUACAAACGCAUGCGGCGGCAGCACCAGAAGCAGCUGAUCGUGCUGGAGAAUAAGCUGAAGGCCGAGAUGGAUGAGCACAAGCUCCGGCUGCAGAAGGAAGUAGAGACCCAGGCCAACAGCACUUACAUUGAACUGGAGCGGCUAGCCAAGAAGCAGUCUGCCCAGUUGGAGAAGGAGAUGAAAGCAACAGCCACAGAGGAAAAGAGAAUCCAGCAACAAAUCUUGGUCCAACAGAAGAAGGAGCUGACCACCUUCUUGGACACACAGAAAAAGCAGUACAGACUGUGCAGGGACAGAAUGAAGAAAGAGAUGAAUGAGGACCUUAGCACACCAAAGGAGGAGAAGCAGGAGAUGCUGUCACGCCAUAAGGAGACAAUGCAGCAUUCACAGGCCGAGGAGGAGGCACAGCUGCUCAACCAGCAGAGGCUCAUCUAUGAAAGAAGCUGCCGUGCUCUAAAAAGACGAAGCCUCAUAAAAAAACAUGAAUUUGAACAGGAACAGAUACGGGAGGAGCUGAACAAGAAGAAACUGCAGAAGGAGAUGGAGCAUGCAUUGAUGAUCCGGCAAGAUGAGUCCACACAGGACCUGGAGCGACGGCAGUUGGAGUGUCUGCACAGGCUUCGCAUGGAGCUCAUCCGUUUGCAGCAUCACACUGAACUGGAGAACCAGGAGGAGUACAACAACCGACGUCAGAGAGAGCUGCACAGGAAACAUGCACUGGAGCGCCGGCAGCAGCCAAGGAACCUUAAGACAUUGGAGAUGCAGAUCAAAAAGCAAUUCCAGGACACUUGUAAGGUUCAAAAUAAGCAGUACAAAGCUUUGAGGAAUCAUCAGCUAGAGGUCUCCCCUAAAGGCGACCACAAAGCCUUGCUGAAGAAUCUGAAGGAAGAGCAGACGCGCAAGCUUGCUGUGCUGGCUGAACAGUAUGAGCAGAGUAUUAAUGAUAUGAUGGCCUCACAAGCGCUACGUCUGGAAGCUGAGCAUGAGGCCGAGUGCCAGGCCUUAAAGCGCCAGUUGCAGCAGGAGAUGGAGCUCCUGGAUGCCUACCAAAGCAAGACGAAGGCACAGGCUGAGGCUCAGCAUGAGAGAGACAUGCAGAAGUUGGAGCAGAAAGCAUCCUUGCGUAGGGCUCACCUGGAACAGAAAAUUGAAGAGGAACUGGCUGCACUUCAAAAAGAACGGACUGAAAAAGUCAAAAAUCUAUUUGAGCGCCAAGAGAGAGAGCUAGAGACCUUUGAUGUGGAGAGCACCCGAUUGGGUUUUGGAAGCUUGGCCUCGUUUGACUUUCCCAAGGAAGAUGACAGAUGAUCAAAUCCAGGCUGGCAGGGCAAUUUGAUGCUGAUGUCUCUGGAUAUGCUGUGCCUGUAAUGUCCCUUACUAUUGGAUUUACCAAGAUCACCUUUACAGUGACCAUGCUGGAUCUGUCUUUUAAAACUUUAUUUACUGGCUGGGGAAACUCCUGAAAUUGGAACGGAACCUUCAGCUGACACAAGUAACUUAACGGAGCUCAGAAAGCAAAAGAGUUAAGUCUAGAAGAACAGCCCUUUUCUCCAUGCCGUCAACCCACUUUUGGUAUUAAAAUCAGUGAUUCAGGAUAUUUUAGUACAAGUAAGCACUUUGAUAUGUUAAAGAAUGAACCCAACCUGUAAAGUGAACAUAUUGUGUGAAAAUGCCUUUGGUGUUAUCAAAGGACAUUGCGACUGUAGAAUGUGUCCUUCGUCUUCACCGUGGCUAUUAGCUGUUUUUGUCUUUGUUUAUCACAGCGAAUGUGAAUACUGUUGUCAAAAGCUGUAUUCAAAGGCAGGUUUUGAAACAGUGUGAGAUUUUAAAAUAUAGUGACUAUAUUGAGAGCAUUCAGUUACUUUCAUAUUGUGGUAGAACACACCUCUUUUUUUUUUAAAGGAAAAAAGGCACUAUAAUUUAAUUGUUGUUCAGUAUCCGAAAUUAAUUGGCAUAAAUUUUUUAUUACAACAAAUCAAUGCAGUCAGAUUCCUUCCUGGUAUUAUUGCAUGCACUUUAAAAGACAAAUUCAGGUUGUGAAGUGGAGCAUGGAUCUGUCGGAGAUUUUAGCUGUCUGUAAAUAAAAGUGGUCCAUAGCAGUUUUGUUUCAUGGCUAUUGAUACUGAACAUAAGCUUUAUCUUUGAUAUGAAAGAUUGCCAAAUUGCCAAAUGCCUUUAAGUUAUUAUAUGAAUGUUUUAAUUUCCUUUUCUUUGCCCAGGUGACAUCAUAGUUUGUUAAAUUGUGAUUCAUUCAGUGUGGCGUUAUCAAUGCUCUUGUACAGGCAAAAAAUGGUGCAAUUUGUGUUGUAAAAAUUUUAUAUAAAUAUUUGUAUAUGAUAAUCUAAAUAGGGGUUUACACAUGUAUUGGUCAGUCUUUGCCAAAAUAAAUAUGGGAAAAUUCAGUGAUACAAUGGAAGGCAAACUAUUUUUGUAAGUAAAACAGGGAGAAUUACCAGUUUCACUUGUAAUGUGACAACAAAAUCUGCUAGGGUUCUUUUUGGCAAUUCAUUGUUAGUUGGUGUUGAGAAACAACCAUAAAAUGUUAAUCAGUUUUUAGGAUUAAAGUCUUAUUGACUAAUUCUUACAGAGUAAAAAUGUUUUAAAAAGCAUUACGUGUUGCCAGGGCAAUUAAUAUCUUUUUUAGCCUUAAACAUUAAGACAAAACAAAACUAAAACAUUAUUUGUGGCACACUAUGCAUACCUGGCACAUAACAUUGUGGAAUUUAAGCUAAGGGAUGCCAUUCGGUUUCAUAUUUUGUGACUGUCAUUACAGGCCUGUUUUCAAACAAAGCCAUUGUUGAAACUGCCAUUGCACAAGUGAAAUAACAUUUUAAUGAAUAAACUGAAUGAAGUUUUUGUUGGCUAUUGAUAUGUGAUGAAAGCUUUCCUUUGUAAUUUCAAGCUAUAUAGAGAUUACUAAGAAGUCAUGAAAGGGCAAUAAAUUAGUAUUUAUCCAUUCAGCACUUACAGUGUUCAUAACAGUAUAUUACUGGUAAUGCACAUGAAUAGAGUUAUGGUGCAUACAAAAGAAUACUAGAGAUAAAGAAAUAACCAGAAGAAUGUGUUUUUAAGUACAAAUUCUGAUAUAGUAAUAUAAAUGUAACAUCUAAUGGUGCAUAGUUUACUGCUCAUUAAAGUUUAGCUAGAAAUAUCAAUAUGAGCUUACAUGCUCUGUUUGUAGCUGCCCUAACAUUACUGAGUUCUCUGGUGUGAAUAAUGUUAUAUAUUUUUAACACCAGUUAAUGACAACUGAUGGAAAAUAUGUUAUUCACAAAAAUACACUCAAUUAAUUUGAUCUUAAUUGAGUAAUGCCUGCAAGGCUAUUUUGGUAUGUGCACAACAAUAACAAAGCUUACAAAAAUAAAACCUGUUAACUUUAUGUAACCGACUGGGAUGAGUAUUCAUUUAUCAAAUCUGUUCUGUCUAUUAUAAACUUUACAUUAAAAUAUAAAAUGCUAUCAUAAGAUCAGAACCCAAAACAUGUUAUGUUGUUACUAAAUUAACACACAAAUGAGACAAACGCCCAGUUAAACUUCCCAAAUGUGUAUAACUUAACAGUUGGAUUUCCUUCAAAAACAACAUUAAAUUAAUUGCUUUUAUUAUUUCAUAUGAGCAUAGGUUGCAUGAUUUAUGCCAACAAGUAUAACAAAAUAAAGAUUAUCAGUAUAAUACUGCAUACAUUUUACAUACAACAAACGUCCAAGACUUUGAAGCACAAGCAUAAAUUUAAAAAUAUACAUUGAUUAAUUUAGUGGUGCAGAAAGUCCCAAAACGUCUCUUAUUUUGGUAUGCCUAA
This is a messenger RNA of Clarias gariepinus (North African catfish), 3922 nucleotides long. It is a transcript of the gene taok3b, whose product is annotated as TAO kinase 3b. Bases 118 to 1434 code for a protein of 438 amino acids. The record is from RefSeq and is a predicted model, not a curated record. Lineage: Eukaryota; Metazoa; Chordata; Actinopteri; Siluriformes; Clariidae. Gene Ontology annotation, biological process: execution phase of apoptosis. The transcript has 8 exons.